Colossoma macropomum (tambaqui) is the source of this 1133-nucleotide messenger RNA. RefSeq names its product family with sequence similarity 167 member Ab (gene fam167ab). Lineage: Eukaryota; Metazoa; Chordata; Actinopteri; Characiformes; Serrasalmidae. The transcript has 3 exons. The record is from RefSeq and is a predicted model, not a curated record. The coding region runs from base 504 to 1133 and encodes 209 amino acids.
UCCGCCUGCUCCUCCUCCGACGGCCUCCUCAUUCAAAACCAAAAGGAGAGGAGCAGCCACACUCUCUCACACUCACACGGGUGGAAAACUCCCUGCUUGCUUCCCUUUCUUUCUUCCUUUUCCUUCGUCUGCAGUAGCCGGAUUUCCUGGAUCUGCUUUUUUCCUUGCCUGAGGUCAAAGAAAAGUGACAAAAUGAGGCUUUGACCAGAAGAAAGAAUCAAGCUGACAUGACAGAUUCCUGCUCAAGCACAAGAUGGAGGUAUUCUCUAUUUGGACGGUGACCAAAAGAAGAAGAAGCUACAGCAAGGAUGGAAUGACAGCAUUGUGUCAGCCUCAUUGAUUUGUCUGAAGGCUCAGCAGGCGCUGUAUACAACCCUCUGCACCUGGCUCCAAAAAUCCAGAUCAGUUUUACUGACCAACUAAAGCAAUAAGUAGACUGCAUCAAUUUCAGUUGAUCUCCUGUUUAUUUUUAACUACCCCUGCCUGUUUGUGUUAGACAAGCCAUGGAUACAGGCACAAUACCACAGAUUAAUGUGGAGGAUAUCAGUCACUUGGAUUAUGACAACCUCGAGGUUGCUGCAGAUGACCACUUGAGAACCUUAAAGGCCUUGGCUGAGAAACUGAGGCUGGAAACAAGGAGGCCCUCAUAUCUAGAGUGGAAAGCCCAAGUGGAGGCUCAGAGUGCCAAAGGACCAUCUGAACCAACAGAGUGCUCUGAGCAGGGUCAGGCUGUGGGACAGGAGCACGCAGACAGGCCCGAACAAAAUGGCCAAAACUCUGACCUGAUACAAAAGAGCGGUCUGACCUCAGGGAGUCUGAAAGGAUUCGGAAAUAUUGAUGAGGCUCUUAUCUGGCUCAGGAAAGAACUGAAGGAGAUGCGUCUGCAGGAUCAGCAGCUCGCCCGCCAGCUCAUGCGCCUGCGCGGUGACAUUAACAAACUGAAGAUCGAACAGACGUGUCACCUGCACCGGCGAAUGCUCAACGAUGCCACAUUUGGCCUAGAGGAGCAUGAUGAGCUCUCUGAUCUUCUCUGUGAUGGUCCAGUCACACCAGGGUUUGGUCUCUCUGCGCCACUCCGCUUGAUUGGCGUCACUAAGAUGAACAUUAACUCCAGGCGCUUCUCCCUCUGCUAG